AUGCAGGCCACCAACACUAAAGUCUGCGUCUUCGUCAUCGCUGACGAUCAAGAACACCCCGUCCGACUAGCCAACACCCUGUCGGACACUGGCCUGCCGAAAAGCAUGAUAUCGAAAGCAAAAGCCCUGGCUACCCGAGGGCUGAUCCGUCCUUUGAACCCACCCAGCACCUUUACCGACCGUAUCGGCACAACAUAUACUUCCGCCUCGACGAUCUCCCUGCGGUGGUAUUACGAUGACGGGCUCAAGACGUUUCGAGAGACGUUUUAUAUCGUUGACAAGUUACCUCGGGCUGCCGCUUCGGUCGAGGCCAGGGCUGGAGCGGCAGAACUGGAGGCAGGCUAUGGCGGUGGGGGAGAUUGGGACGCAAUUCUCCGUACUGGAGUUGAGCCCAAUCCCACCAUCGGUCAAGCCUAUCCAUAUUGCACCAUCCCUGCUGGCCGCGAUCCUCAGAGAGAGGCCCAAGCAAGAGAGCGGCUGGAACGGGGCCAAAAGCAGUUCCAAGCACAGAAGGAGGAGCAACAGAAGAAGGUGCGCGAGAGUCUGACCAAGGCCUCGAAAGUGAAUACAAAGCGUUGA
Exophiala dermatitidis NIH/UT8656 is the source of this 579-nucleotide messenger RNA. RefSeq lists its product as uncharacterized. NCBI's taxonomy places the organism in Eukaryota, Fungi, Ascomycota, Eurotiomycetes, Chaetothyriales, Herpotrichiellaceae. The coding region runs from base 1 to 579 and encodes 192 amino acids. The record is from RefSeq and is a predicted model, not a curated record. The transcript has a single exon.